This is a messenger RNA of Meriones unguiculatus (Mongolian gerbil), 2780 nucleotides long. RefSeq names its product transmembrane protein 130 (gene Tmem130). NCBI's taxonomy places the organism in Eukaryota, Metazoa, Chordata, Mammalia, Rodentia, Muridae. The record is from RefSeq and is a predicted model, not a curated record. Bases 120 to 1394 code for a protein of 424 amino acids. The transcript is spliced from 8 exons.
CGGAGGUGGCUGCAGGCGGGGACAGGCGAGCGCUGCGUCUCCACGCACAGCCAGACGGAGCCGCCACUGCGGAGCUGCAGCCCAGCUCCCUGCGCAUCUCCCGGCAUCCACGCUGCGCCAUGGCCAAGGCCAUCGUUGUCCGGUCCGACCUCGGCCUCGUCUUCUGGCUCGCCUGCCUCCUGCCCUUGGGCCCAGCGGGGGUGGCCGCAGGUCUCUAUAAUCUCAGUCUUACUACUGAUGGUCCUGCUACCAUGGGCACGGAAGUGACUAUCUCAGCCAGCCUGGUGGUCAAGGACAAUGGCAGCCUGGUCGUGCCUGCAGACUCCCACCUCUACCGUUUCCACUGGAUCCACACACCACUGAUGCUCACUGCCAAGACUGAGAAGAACCUAACCUCAACCAUCCGUGUGGUGGGCAGCACACCCGGGGAAUUCUCAGUCUCUGUCUGGGUCACUGCUGUCGACUGCUGGAUGUGCAAGCCAUUAGCCAGGAGCGCCCUGCUUGUCCCCAUCAAAGAGUCCCUCGUGGGAAACCUAGUCAUUACCCAAAACACCUCCCUGACUUGGCCGAACGCCUACAUCACCAAGAAAACCCUUCGGCUCUCCUUUCUCCUCCACGACCCAAGUGAUUUUUUCAAGUUGGCUUCCUUCUUCUACCGAUGGGACUUUGGAGAUGGCACCUUGUUGAUAUCUGACAACCCUGUGGUGUAUUACAACUACUCAAGUGCUGGAACCUUCACGGUGAAAGUCAGGGUGGUGGCAGAAUGGGAGCAGGUAAAGCCAGACAACAAGAAGGGCAUCGUGCAGAAGACCGGCGACUUCUCAGCAUCCUUAAGGCUGCGGGAGAUGCUUCAAGGCAUGCAGGUUUUGGGGCCUACCCUCAUGCAGACGUUCCAAAAGAUGACAAUGACCAUGAACUUCUUUGGGAGCCCACCUCUGCAUGUGUGCUGGGGCCUCAAGCCGGAAUGUCUCCCCCUGGAGGACAGAGAGUGUCAUCCUGUGUUGCUGACCCGAACAUCUUUUAACCUGAGCCACAUGUUCCAGGACCCCGGGGACUACUGCUUCAUCUUCCGUGCUGAGAAUGCCAUCAGCAAGACUCACCAGUACCACAGGAUUCAGGUGUGGCCUUCCAGCUUCCAGCCGUUCGUCUUUGCUUUCCCUUGCGCCACCCUGAUCACUGUGCUGCUGGUUUUCGUCAUGUACAUGACGGUGCGGAACGCGACUCAACAGAAGGACGCGGUGGAGAACCCGGAGACCUCGGGCCUCAGGUGCUGCUGCCAGGUGUGCUGCGGCUCCCUCUUCCUGGACUCGCCGUCCGAGUACCUGGAAAUCGUCCGCGAGAACCACGGGCUGCUCCCACCCCUCUACAAGCCUGUGAAAACCUACAACGUGUGAACCCCCCCCCGCCCCGAACCUCUCAGUAUUCGCUGAUCACCCGUUGGGAGCUCCAGGCAGGGUGGCUACUGAGCAGGAGGGGUGUCCGCAGGUGUGGCCGUUUGCCCAGACUGGUCAUGGAGCUGUAGAGACCAACUGUUGUCAUUCGUCCUUUGUGUCACCCUCCCAUCUGUGCAGUCCAGUCACUGUUGUGAGCUUUUCCCAGUCACCCUCCUACCCCUCUCCAGAGCAGGAUUCUGAUAUCCGGUGUGUUGUAUAAGAUUCUCCCAAGUGGGCCUGCCUGACCCUCACCCGUUGCUUUCGCGUUAGCGCGCAUUUUGCUCCCUGGAGUUUCAUGAGGCCUUCAGCCAUGCAGCUCUGCGCGAACCAGAGAGAACUAGGAGGGAGGUCACGCAAGGUAAGGAUGCACAGUGAACGGUAACACACGCUCAGACGGCCACGCGUACAGCAAGGAAGGAUAUGCACGGAGGUGAUGGAGCAUCCCAGAUGAUUUGCUGUGUAUCUGUAGGGCUUGAUGCUGGGAUGGACCUGAACUAGAACUCAGAUUCGGCACGGCUUCUGCAGUUCCGUUACCAGGCUGUUCUACUCUGUGCCUGAUUGCUGGAAGCUAAGUAGGGGAAGGGGGCCAGAUUUAACACCCCGUGAGUGCAGAAUGCCUUAUAAAUGGACUCUCUUUCGUUGAAACCCCUAAGAUCAAUGUCCAAUGAGGGGGGGGAAGAAUUGGAACAAAAAGAAAGCAUGGGCUAGUGAGGACUUGGGUUCUCUUUCUCUCCCUCUUCUCCUUUGCCUUCCCCCCUCUCUCUGUGUGACUUUGCUCAGUCAGUUGCUUUCAAGGUAGCAGAAGGAAGAAGCAGGAGGCAAAAGUUGCCUUGAAAGAUAAGUAGAAGCCUGGUGUGGUGGCACACACCUUUAAUCCCAGCAUUGAGGAGGCAAAGGCAGGCAGAUCUGUGAUGAGGGUUCAAAGUCUGCCUGGUCUACAUAGUGAGUUCCAGGACAUCCAGAGCCACAUAGGGAGUUCCUGCCUCAGAAAAAAAGGGAAGAGACAAAGAAGGAAGGAAGGAAGGAGGGAGGGAGGGAGGGAAGGAAGGAAGGAGAAAAAGAAAGAGAAAAGAAAGAUGGUAAGUAGGUACAGCUGUAAGGACCCAGGCUCACCUGGGUACCUAGCAUACUAGGGCAGCCUGCACCUGCUGGAUGGUUUGUAACAGGCACACACAUCCAGGCAUGCCAGGGAAGCCUGCACCUGUUGGACAAGGAUGGUCAAGACUGUAAAGACGAUCUCUGUCAGUGUAACUGUUGGCCCUUGGACAUCCUGCUGAAAUAGUGUUGUUGUACCAUUCCUCCCCAUUACAUACUGCCAUUGUUCCUGAAUAAAAGCUUCACCAAGCA